Actinia tenebrosa (Australian red waratah sea anemone) is the source of this 3893-nucleotide messenger RNA. RefSeq names its product slowpoke-binding protein. The record is from RefSeq and is a predicted model, not a curated record. NCBI's taxonomy places the organism in Eukaryota, Metazoa, Cnidaria, Anthozoa, Actiniaria, Actiniidae. Gene Ontology annotation, molecular function: actin binding.
UUUAAAAUUCGAGCCACAAAAAUAUUGUUAAAUAUUUUAAUUCGUGCAUAUGGAGAUACCAGUAACGAUGAAAAAUCCAUUUCAUAAAGCAAUGAAGCAAACUUCGUGAUAAAACUAUUGUUUGUUUGAGUUGAAGAAGACUGGCUUUGAACAUGAUACAAGCCGAUGGUAGUGGUGAUGGUAAUACCUCUUCUAGCCUGCCAGCAUGGGUGUUUAUUGUUUCUGGUAUUGGGUUUUUAUUAGUACUGCUGUUUAUUAUUUGGCUGAUAUGCAAGUGCAGACAAAGAUCCAGAUAUGAUUAUACAGCUUUAGAAGAAGAACAAAGUCUGAUUCAGAAAUGGGAUGAGGAAAGACGAAUACAGAAGAGUGCUGAGAGAGAUACCAUCUUGCUGAGCUGCUAUUAUUACCUUAGGGAAUCAAGACAGUACAGCAUUGUAAACCAUCUUCCUGAUAUAGGAAGCAGAAUCAAUAAACAUUGGUUUGUGGUUCAAGAUUCAGUGUCACGUUCACAAAAUCUACUCUCCAUGACCCCCUGGAGUCAACAUUGUAUAUUACCUUGCAACAAGAUGACUAAGAAAACUUUGUCAGAGUUGUUUUCUUUGUUAAAGCAUCCAUACAUCUUUCCUGUUCUCAAUGUGGAUAUAAUGCUUGAUCAUAAGCUUGUUGUCAUAAUCCAACCAUAUAACCAGGCUGGCUCAUUAAAAGACCUUAUAUACUGUUCACAUCCAAACUCAGCUUGGCUUGACAAGUAUGAAAUAAAAGGCAAACAUUUGACCAAUUCCAAAAUAAAGAACUAUGGCAGACAAAUACUAGAGGGUUUGAUUUAUCUUCAAGACAAAGGCUUACCACAGUGUACACAUGUACAUACUGGGAAUGUACUGUUAGUUAAUGGUGUCUGCAAGGUAUCUGGCUAUGAGGGCACUCUGCUUGGCCACAAAGCAAGACUGGACACAUUAAUCAAGAAUCUUGUUAAAAAAAACUUGGAUGCCACUGAGACGAUAGCAUUUGGGCAUCUAUUGUUUGAGAUGUCUGCUGGACGUGAACUAAAGACUGCUGAACCAGAUGCAGAACAACUUGCAUUUUGUCCUUCAGAACAAGCUGUAGAGGUUCUUAGAUUCAUCUUCACGAAUGAGAGUGGAUCUUUUCCUUAUUUAGAAGAGAUCGCUUAUCAUACGUUCUUCAGAGAUGCUGACGUCUCUCAUCUUAACAAGAUUAAAAAUGAUCAGAACAAAUUUAGUUCAUCCAUCAAAUCAAUGCUAAAACUGUAUCGCAAAGAAGGCGAAACAUCCAGGCGCCAUCGCCGAAAAAGCGUAAGAAAGAAAUCCAGGGCCGAGAGCGUUAACGAACCAAAGAGAGAACGAACACGGACUAAAUCAAAAUCUAAGAAACACUCAGUUGAUAUCCCCGUUCCUCCUGUGGCCUUCAAAUCGAACACUGCUUUUUCAGGCCCACCCCCUACGCCUGUUUUUGCUCCUCCUCCCCCACCACCCCUCUCGAAUAGUGCUGUAUCCUCCAGGGCGCCUCCUCUAACGACAAACAGAGCAUCCUUGCUGUCGGACAUUCGAAAAGGAGCUCGACUUAAUAAGACAACAAAUAUCAGUGACAGAAGUAAACCUAGAAUAUGACCUACUAGUCUGCUAGUAAGUCUAGAAUGAUAGUAAGUCUAGGAUGAUAGACACUACGGACAGCAAAGAUCAGUGAGAGAAGUACACUCAGAGUAUGACCUGCUAGUCUGUUAGUAAGUCUAGGAUGAUAGACACUACGGACAACAAAGAUCAGUGAGAGAAGUACACUCAGAAUAUGACCUGCUAGUCUGUUAGUAAGUCUAGGAUGAUAGACACUAUGGACAACAAAGAUCAGUAAAAGAGGUACACUCAGAAUAUGGCCUGCUUGUCUGUUAGUAAGUCUAGGAUGAUAGACACCACGGACAACAAAGAUCAGUGAGAGAAGUACACCCAGAAUAUGACCUGCUAGUCUGUUAGUAAGUCUAAAGCAACAAAUAAGGUUUGGCUACUCAGAUAAUUCAAUAGAGACGUAGUCAAGAGCUGGACCCACUUUUCACAAUUGUGUUUAUUGUUUUGCACGCGCAAUGAUCCUCUGAGCUUUGAUUCUAAAAAAAAGUGAUUGUAAAAAGUGGGUCCAGAGAAGAAUGUCUGCGCACGCGCAAAGACAUCCAAUUAGAAAUGCACACACGUAAGCACUUACAACGCCACCCACCCCUCUCUUCAUCUCUGUCUUUUGUCAUUUGUCCUCCCUUCUCAACUUUUUGAGAUGUGGCAAUUUACUCAAGAGUCUUUUUUAUCGCUUCGAAAUGACUCUUCUUUCGUAUUCAUAAUAAAGUUUGGUACGAAAAUGGAGGGAGAUGACGAAAAUUCACAUAAUUUGAUAUGCUCUUUGAAGACUCACCGAGAAAAACGCGCAGUUGUAUGGUGCGGAGAAGUGACUACAAUCGGAAAGAUUUUAACAAAUUUUUUGGAGAUUGAAAUAAAAAAUUAUAUUGAACAUAAAAACUCUACUUCUGCUGUAUCUCGUGCAAGAGAAAACUGAUAACCAUCCGUGCAGCAAAGUUUAAGAAUUACGCCUUGUAUUCGAUGAAGCACACACGGAAAACCAGGGCAGAGAAAAAAGAUCUCGGGAGACAGAGGAUGUACCAUUACUAGCUACGAAGAAAAAAACAGUUUUACAGUAAAAAAAUUUAGUUCCGCUAUUAUUUCAAAGAAAAAACCCCAAAUCAUCUGUUUAUUUUUACUAGAUGUCAAUGGACGGGGAAAAAACCGCGAAAACUCUAUCGCGACUCCAAUUGCAAUAUCGGCAUCGCCGGCUUGGACUAUGCUUUCGAUUGUAAACAAAGAUAGCUCGUUUUACCUCGUACACAAUACCGGAAAAUGUAUCAGAAAUUGUCCGGAUAGCAAGCCAUGGCAGUACAGACGAGAUUAUCAAGUAUAUUUUGCCGCAUAAAGAACUGAACGCUUUAGUGAUUUCUAACCUAAUGAGAUCUGUUGAUAAGCAAUGCGAAGACCUUUGUAGUUUGCGAAAGGAGUCGAGUCUUCGACAGUAAGACAUGGUAAAUUUUGACCCAGACGUCUUCUUAAACCUGGAAGUUAAAAUUCUAGCAAAUUAAUGUCACACGGUGCAUGACUGACAUAUUUUUUAUUAUACCUGUACGUUGUUUACAGCCUUUUCCUUUAGACAAUCCACCGUAUCCUCGGCUGUUAACUUUAUGUUAUUCAUUCCGCAAGCACGAAACUUAUCUGCCUGGUCAGCCAUUAGCGAUAUUAAUGGUGAAACAAGAAUAAUGUAGCUUUUUCCAGGCGUUUUCCGCCAACAAUCACAAAUGUAAGGAAGAAGUGAGUAACGUAACGAUUUGCCGUAAGCCGUAUGCAAAUUUACAAACACGUCUUGUCCACUAAGAAAACUGCGCAGGGCUUGCAUCUGUUCUUUCUUGAGAAGGAAGUUUAAUUUACAUUUCUCUAGCGAUGCACAAGCAGCUUCGAUUAAUGAAUUAGAGUAGUCAUUGCCAAAUCUUUCGAACAUUUCUCGACGCCAGAAAGAACAGCCACCCGCCAUUUUUAUUUCGCGCGAAAAGCAUAGGUAUAGCGUAUGUCAAAUAUUGCUCAAUGCCCACAUCCCGAAAACGGGAUGUGACUGACGCAUGCGCAGACAAUUUUCCCUGGACCCACUUUUAUCGCGUCCGUUGACUCUCGAUCCAGAUCUUCUUCUCAUACUUUUACCGCGCGCGCGCAGAUAAAAGUGGGUCCAGUUCUGGACUAAUAGAGACUGGACAAUGGUUUGAUACAGGUUAAAGCGGUAUUUUUGUAAUAUGCACAAAUGAUAUUUUAAUUUUAAAAGAAAAAUGUUGUUAUGCUUUUAAAAUUAAAAUGACUAAAAAAUUA